AGGUCUAGACGACUUUCUAUUAUAAUAUUCACCUCAGUUAAAAUGUGAAGAUACAUCUCUAUUUCGAAACAAGUGAAUUCUCGUCCAAGCUACCUAUAGACACAAAUAUCUGUAUCUAUAUACUUAUCUCGUGUCCCCAAUCUGCAAUCAAACCCUAAUGGCGAGCGUAGAGAUCGAGAAGCAACGAAUCGAAUUAGCCAAAGAAGAGAACUGCUCGGCCAAGGCUAAGCAAGGCGAGGGAUUGAAGCAAUACUAUCAGCAACACAUUCAUGAUCUUCAGCUUCAUGUUCGUCAGAGAUCUCACAAUCUCAACCGUCUCGAAGCUCAGCGUAAUGAUCUUAAUUCCAAAGUGAGAAUGCUCAAGGAAGAGUUGCAGCUUCUUCAGGAGCCAGGGUCAUAUGUUGGCGAAGUUGUUAAAGUGAUGGGUAAAUCGAAAGUCCUGGUUAAAGUCCAUCCAGAGGGGAAAUAUGUUGUCGAUAUUGACAAAAGCAUUGAUAUUACAAAGAUCACUCCAUCUACAAGGGUUGCUCUUCGCAAUGACAGUUAUGUUCUUCAUUUGGUGUUGCCCAGCAAAGUAGAUCCCUUGGUGAAUCUUAUGAAAGUUGAAAAAGUUCCUGAUUCUACAUAUGACAUGAUCGGUGGCCUUGACCAACAAAUUAAAGAAAUCAAAGAGGUCAUUGAACUUCCAAUUAAACAUCCUGAAUUAUUUGAGAGUCUUGGGAUUGCUCAACCUAAGGGAGUCUUGCUCUAUGGACCACCUGGUACUGGCAAGACCUUGUUGGCUAGAGCAGUUGCACAUCACACUGAUUGCACAUUUAUCAGGGUCUCUGGUUCUGAACUGGUCCAGAAAUAUAUUGGGGAAGGAUCUCGCAUGGUUAGAGAACUUUUUGUCAUGGCCAGGGAACAUGCUCCUUCUAUUAUAUUUAUGGAUGAAAUCGACAGUAUUGGAUCUGCGCGAAUGGAAUCUGGAAGUGGCAAUGGUGAUAGUGAGGUGCAGCGGACUAUGCUGGAGCUCCUAAACCAAUUGGAUGGGUUUGAGGCUUCAAACAAGAUCAAGGUUUUGAUGGCCACAAACCGUAUUGAUAUUCUGGAUCAAGCCCUUCUCAGACCUGGACGAAUUGACAGGAAGAUUGAGUUCCCAAAUCCCAAUGAAGACUCUAGGUGGGAUAUUCUGAAAAUUCAUUCCAGAAAAAUGAAUUUGAUGCGGGGUAUUGACUUGAAGAAGAUUGCGGAGAAGAUGGGUGGUGCCUCAGGUGCAGAGCUAAAGGCUGUGUGCACAGAGGCAGGAAUGUUUGCUUUGAGGGAGAGGAGGGUUCAUGUGACUCAGGAAGAUUUUGAGAUGGCUGUGGCGAAGGUGAUGAAGAAGGACACUGAGAAAAACAUGUCUCUUCGGAAGCUGUGGAAAUAAUCGGCAUUUUUCUGGUAAUGCUGAGAUUACUGAAAGCACGAUAUCUACUGUGUAUUUGGUUUCUGCAUGUGCACUUUUUGUCAAGUUAUUUACGCAUCAAGCAAGAUUUGAAACUCUUGGAUGUACAACUAAGCAGACCAGGAUUAUGUUUUCCUAAUCUAUCUUAAUGUAUGGUUCUAGUACUCCCAACAUUUUUUUUUCUUGCUACCUCAUUCUGGAAGUAUACAUUUUUUCUGUGCUA
Daucus carota subsp. sativus is the source of this 1649-nucleotide messenger RNA. RefSeq names its product 26S proteasome regulatory subunit 8 homolog A. The transcript is spliced from 9 exons. Gene Ontology annotation, biological process: proteasome-mediated ubiquitin-dependent protein catabolic process. NCBI's taxonomy places the organism in Eukaryota, Viridiplantae, Streptophyta, Magnoliopsida, Apiales, Apiaceae. Gene Ontology annotation, cellular component: proteasome regulatory particle, base subcomplex. Bases 158 to 1408 code for a protein of 416 amino acids. Gene Ontology annotation, molecular function: ATP binding; proteasome-activating activity; ATP hydrolysis activity. The record is from RefSeq and is a predicted model, not a curated record.